GUAUCCGCUGCUAUUUUUGAGUAAUUUCAGAAAUGUCUGAAGAGUCUGAUUCAACAUCAGCAAACAACGUCGAGAACACUGAGAAGGAUGCGGACGAAAUCGUAACCGAUAAUGCUGCUCAAUUAGAAGAACAAAUUCAAAAUUCUGUAAACGCAGUUAUUGACGCUGUAGCCGAUAAUGGGACUGGGGACGAAGGAGCUGACGAAGACACAGAAAAUACUUUGGCAGAGGAAACAGACGCAGUAAAAGAAAAUCUGCCUGCGUCAGAAGAAGAGGAAAAACAGCCAGAAGAAGUCGAAAAACAGCCAGAAGAAGUCGAAAAACAGCCAGAUGAAGACAAAAAACAGCCAGAAGAAGUCGAAAAUACUGAUAAUAACGAUGAACUAAAUUUUGAAGCGGAAAGAGAAAGUAGAAAGAGCGAUGAAUCUAAUCUGAAACCAGAACAAUUUGUUGAUCCCGACGUAUCAGUACAUACAGAACCGAAAAGCUUACAGGAUACACCGGAGAGCUCCGCAGAUGUUAACAAAACAGAAGUACCUCCUGUUACAGAGGUUUCUGCACAAGUUGUUCAUUCUGAGCCGACACUUGUUGAAGCAAACGAGGAAGAGCUUCUUCAUAAAAUUCCCGAAGAUUUUUAUUACGAUCACCAUGAAUUGGUGACGAAACCCAGAGUAUCCGAAAAUUCAGAAAUACCCGAAUCCCUUCUAACUUUACACCACGCGUUUGGAUAUGAUUGUACAAAGAGAGCCAAUCUUCAUAUUCUAGACGAGGACCAUCUCCUCUUCUCUGCCGGCUCCCUCACAGUAGUUUUGAGCAUCAAGUUGCGCAAACAUACUUAUCUGAAAGUGAUCGGCGGAGGAUCGGUCGGCGCCUUAACUGUACAUCCACAGCGGAAGUCCUUCGUGGUCGCAGAAAAAGGAAACAAACCCAAUAUUUGCGUCUAUGAGUACCCAAGCCUGAAACUCUAUCGAAUUUUACGAGAGGGAACCGAGGAAACUUACUCCUUUGUCACCUUCGAUCCUAGCGGAGAGCUGCUGGCUUCGCUGGGCGGCAAGCCGGAUUACAUGCUUACUAUCUGGAACUGGAGACAUGAGCACAUUACUCUGAGGUGCAAGGCCUUCUCCCAGGAGAUAUUCAGAGUCUCUUUUUCAAAUGACCUCGAAGGCAUUCUCACAACUGCAGGUCAAGGUCACAUAAGAUUUUGGAAGAUGGCACGUACGUUCACUGGUCUAAAGCUGCAGGGAGAGAUCGGCCGGUUCGGCAAAACAGAGUUGUCAGAUAUCGAAGGCUAUGUGGAACUACCCGAUGGCAAAGUGCUCUCCGGAUGCGAGUCAGGUAACAUGUUGCUAUGGGAUGGUGGCCUUAUCAAAGUCCAAAUCGGGCGCAAAGGCAAGAAGCCCUGUCAUUUGGGUCCAAUACAGCAGUUCAUUAUGGACGAGGGGGAGCUGCUGACUGUGGGAAUUGAUGGCUAUAUACGCGUUUGGGACUUCGAGUCCAUAGAUCAAGCGGAAGCUACGGAUGAAGGGGCUCUGUUUGAAAUGGACUCAAUGAAUGAACUGCUAGUCAAAGAUGAAAACAACAAUAAGGCCAUGUUGAAGUGGAUGAUCAAGGCGCUAGAUGGAGACAGUCUCUGGUAUGCACAGGAUGCAGAUGGGGGAAUCUGGAAACUCGAUCUCAGUUUCUCGCAUACGACGAAGCCACCCGAGAAGAUGUUUUCGUUCCAUGCCGGACCCAUCAAUGGCAUGAGUUUCUCGCCCCUCACUGAUUUGACAGUUACCACUGGAGCUGACAAGACUGUGAGAGUGUAUGAUUACGUCACCAAACACCAGCUAUGUGUGCAAAAGUUCAGUGCAGCUGGCACAUGUACCCAGUGGAUGCCAACCAGUGUCGACCCAAAGGGCUCCACCAUCGUAUGUGGCUUCGGAGACGGAGUGCUGCGGGUGAUGCGCGUCACUAAACGGGAGCUGGACAUACACCGGAAGUCCCGCAUGGGCUCUGCCAGUUUCACCCUCACCCAAGUGCUCAAACCACACAAUGCUGACGUCACUGCCAUUCAGUUCAACCAGGACUACACUUACCUUGUCACAGGGAGUUCAGACAAGACCAUUUUCUUCUUCUCUGUCGACCAAGACUUCAAACUAAACCCUAUUGGAUACACUUCAAUCCCUUGUGCAGUGCAACAACUGCAGCUUGCGACCCACUUAGCCGAAAACAAACUGCUGGUCAUUGGAGAUAACGGAAGAGCGAUGGACAUGGCGCUUCCCGAGCCUGGGUCUGUGGACUCGUCUAAAACGUUCCAGAUAUCUGGACUAGCGUCGAGGGAGUUCCGCUUCAAGAGUAUAAAGGACCGCUUGAGGAGAGAGGAGCGGCGUUUAAUUCGAGAGAGGGAGCGAGACCUGAGACGGGAAAAAAGACGCAAAGACAGGCAGAAGAAGAUAGAUAGAGGCCUCAUAGACCCAGAGAAGGAGCCAGAGGAGCCGGACUCGGAGGAGGAGCCGGAUCCGGACGAGGGGGUCCCGCUCUACAUCCCCGAGACAUACCACAUCAACACUGGCUUCUACUCCAGAGACGGCAACAAGUUCUGGCUAUCUCUGAGUGGUUUCGACGCUGGCUUCCUCUAUGAGUGUCAGUUUGCGGAGUCGGAGGCAGUGCGUCUGUCUGAGAGCUACGGGGAGCCCCUGAGGUGGAUAGAAAUCCCCGAGAUGCAGGAGAAAGCUGUCAGCUGUCUAUCUCAAUGUGUCACUAAAAACACGGAGAUGAUUCUUCUCGGUCUCGAGGACGGCAAAAUCCGAAUACAGAUCCCGAAUGACGUCUCGGAUCCGAACGAACCUAUAGCAUUCAAUGAUUUGGCCAAAUUUUGGGUCCUCCCUAUGCACGACACAGAGUCGGGAUCGCUUUCAGUCGUGAAAACUUCAGCAAAUGGAAAGUUUCUGGUGUCCGCCGGACGAGAUGGAAACUUGUACGUUUUCACGUUUCUGCCUCCAGAUGAGCUGGAAGAGGCGAUGGCGCCUGCUAUGCUUCCAUCACCAAGAGCGAUUCUAGACGACACGGCUGGGAAGCUAGAAGACAUCAAGGAUCCAAAAGCGUAUAGCAUCGAGGACGCAAAGCAAAAAGCUGAACAAGAUCGACUGUUGAAAUUAGCCGAAGAAAAGAAAACGGGACUGAAGAAGAAAAUCCAGGAGAUGAGACGGCAGUUCAAGAAACUCCUCCUGAAGAAUGGCGAAAUUGCACCUCAUUUACAGCUGCACCGAAAUGAGUUUGAGCUGGACCCUCAGAGUAAGAUCAUGCUGUCGAAUGAAACACUCGGGCGAACAGACAUGGCGGUGACGGAGUAUGCGUGGGACAGCGAGAAACAGUCCCUGGCUCUGGCCAAACUAGAAAAACAGUUCAAGUCAAAACUCGACUUUGAUUCGCUGAUUGUUCAAUGCAUCGGCAGCGAGCAGGAGGUGUCUUCGUUCCGUACCGAGAAGUUACCGCCUGGGUUCAAGAGCCAGAAACUGGAGCUAAUAGGCAAGGCGUCUAAGGGUGCGGGUCUUCUGGGCGCGGCUAGACAGUUGAUCAGCCAGCAGAGAGCCGAAAACGAAGCAGCCCAAUCGCAGGGUGGUGGCCACGAUGAAGAUGGCUCUGCUGGUGUAGGGGGUGGAAGUGUGAACAGACCAGGGGGUACUGAUCAGGACAAGAGUGGGGGCAGGGUGGACGAGAAGGCAGCCAAGGCACUUGGCAAGAUGGAGAAACAAAGACAGAGGAGGCUAGCUAGACAGAAACAGUGGGAAGAUCUGAAUAAAGAGAAACCUUCUGAUGAUUUUGAAGAUCCAAGAGACGUCGCUGAGAUCAAGUAUGCAUUGGAGCAUAUUGGGGACUUCAAACUGAAAACGGCGGCAAACUACGUGGUACCAGAGCACCUACGUAUGAAUACAGCCAGGAAACUAGUCCAGCUGAUGCUCCUCCAGGAAAAGAUGUACAACAAAAAGCGAGCGUUUAAUGAGCGCAUGUUGUCUCUGAAGUUCAAGAAGUCGGAUGUGCUGGAUGAGAUUGAUCGGCUAAAUGAGCAACUGCAGUCAAUUCACACUGAAUUAAAAGACAUCGAGAGUACCAAAAGGGCACCCGAGAGGCCGACGUUGGCUGAUGCCGAAAAACCAGAAGAACUGUACCACUACACUCGGGAAAAGCUGAUCAAAUUCCAGCUGGAGAAGGCGGCUAAGGAUCAGUCGAUGGCCAUGGCAGUAGCCAGCGCAUUCACAGCACAGACCACUGAGACUGACCAGCUGGCUGUAUCGGGCGAUAAAAAGAGCGCGAGGCCUGGGUUCAGUGGAUUUAGCCCAAAUCCAAGCGUGAAUUUAGCGUCGGGUUCUAUCCGAUCCCCGUCCCCCGCCACUUCAAUGAUGGAGAGCAAUCUGACUAAACCCUCUUCGGCUAAUACGAAUCAAAUGGGGGACGGGACUGGGUACAAGAGGCCAACUGUCGCACCCGAUACCUCUUCAGUGCCACGGCUACUACUUGGAGACGAGCUGCUGGAAGGAGAAAACGAAGAGGAGCAGUCGCAGGGGUCUAUGGAGAGAGAGGAGAGUUUCACUUCAAUUCGACAGACCAGGAUUGGGUUCCGUAAAAAGGCAUCACUGCUGAACGAGCAGGACAGAAUUCUGUCUCGCAUUGAAAAACUGACGCGCCAUUUUGACGAUCAAGUGAUGUCACUGAGGGCGGAGAAGUUCAAUCUUCAGGUGGAUCUGAAGAGAGCUGACCUGAGGAACACCACUCUGUUCGAAGAGUUCGUUCAGCUGAAGGAGUUUGAGAAGCGUGAAAACAAUCUGGCCGCUAAAGUGGACGCCAAAUACGACGAGAAAGUGGACAUCGAACAGAAGGUCCUCGAUAGCAAGACUAAAGUGGAGACUAAACGACUGGAAAUUGAACGAUUGGAGGAGCGACAGAAGAAUCUUUUAGAAGAAUUCAAAGCAGGGCUGGGCGAGAACAACAAGUGGGAAGAGUUCCUUACAAAAGUGUUCAAGAAAAAAAUCAAGCGAGCCAAGAAGAAGGAGCAAACAGGUGACGACGACGAGGAAGAAGAGGAUGACGAGAGUGACUCAGACGAGAGCGAUUCGGAGGACGACGACUUCGAUGACGAAGAUGACGAGGGCCGAGUGGUGUUGGACGACAGCAUCUGUCCUCCAGGUUGCGAACAAGAAUUGUACGACAUGGCGUGCAAUCUCAGGGAGACUAGACUUGACCUUGAGGAACAGCUGGCUGAGGAGAAGAAGACUUUUGACAUGAUGAAGAAGGAUGCAGAUUCGAUGACCAAGAAGGUCAAGCAAGUCGACAAUGCCCUCUCGGCCGCCGAGAAAGAUCUCGAGGAUUUUCAGGUUGAGAAGCAGGGUAAGUUGAACCAGCUGCAGAUGAUUGUGGUAUUGAAGUUACACCAAAUUGAGUUCCUGGUCCAGGGAGGAGUGUUGCCUAAUGACCUCUCGGAGGCACUGGUAUUCGAGAGGAACGGAUUGCUGCGUCUACAGACCAGGAUCCACGAACUACACGACGAGAAACAGCAACAGAACCGCAAACAGAAAGAGAACAAAUUGCAGAACGUUCAAUUGAAAAAGGGCCGGAAAAUGCUGAGUUCCAAAAUACAAGAACUCGCUUCCGAGUGUGACCAGAUGAUGCUGCUUAAGUUUGGCCGAACUGUGGAUCUACAGCGCCUUGAGAUGGUAACUGUGAACCGACUGUUGGAAGAAUUGAAGGAAAAGUACCGGCAAACUGAACUGUUUUGUGACCGGGAAAUCCAGCAGUGGGAUGGUACUAUCCAGCAGCAGAAGGAGAACAUCACCAUGUUGACCAGAGAUAACACCAGAAGAAUCAACCAGAUGACUAUGUUGCUGGAGGAGCAGAAGGUCAUAGAGGACACUCUGAAUGCUAAACAGAAGAAACUGGGCGGAGAGUAUGAAGGGAAGAGAAAAGCCGAUGUGCGGGAGAGAGAAAGGCUGAUCCAACUAGUUCAGCUGCAGAGCCAGGAGAUAGAGGCACUGAAGGAGGAGAUCACCCUCUUGUCCCGAAAGGGGGGACACAUUCUACCACCCGCACAACCUCCCAUGCCCGUCAACCAAACCUAACUUUCUCAAACCCCCUGUCCAUUCACCUUUCGGCCGCCCAUCAUGAAUGCUGCGCGUUUGUCGUGGCAAGGAGAAAACAUCGAUGAUGGAAAGACUUGUUUGAAAUAAAAGAUGUAAUCAUUUCAAAUUUAAACUUCUGCUUGUAUAUUGUAUUUGUAAAUAUGUGCUAAAAUAAUGAAAAUGAUGCGUAAAAUAAAUAAUCACGCACAUGUGUAUAUAU
Molecule: messenger RNA, 6315 nt
Organism: Symsagittifera roscoffensis
Lineage: Eukaryota; Metazoa; Xenacoelomorpha; Acoela; Convolutidae
Product: cilia- and flagella-associated protein 44-like
Exons: 30
Coding region: 33-6095 (2020 amino acids)
Molecular function (GO): protein binding
Source: RefSeq, a predicted model, not a curated record